Nymphaea colorata (pocket water lily) is the source of this 969-nucleotide messenger RNA. Its product is annotated as expansin-A16-like. The transcript is spliced from 3 exons. Lineage: Eukaryota; Viridiplantae; Streptophyta; Magnoliopsida; Nymphaeales; Nymphaeaceae. The coding region runs from base 44 to 829 and encodes 261 amino acids. Gene Ontology annotation, biological process: plant-type cell wall organization. Gene Ontology annotation, cellular component: extracellular region. The record is from RefSeq and is a predicted model, not a curated record.
GGCGCAGGAGUUCAUCCACAUCUCUCUCUUUCUCUUUCUAGAAAUGGCUGCCUCAAAGCAAGUCUCGAUGCCGCCGGCGCUGCUGCUCCUGUUGCUGCCGCUGUUGGUGCAGGCCAACUUCAAGGGACCUUACAAGGGUGGAGAGUGGAAGUCGGCCCAUGCCACAUUCUAUGGUCAUAAUGAUGGCUCGGGAACUAUUGAGGGGGCAUGCGGGUAUGGAGAACCGCACAAGCAGAGCUACGGCCUGCAAACUGCUGCAUUGAGCGAAGCGAUAUUCAAUUCGGGGUUCAGCUGCGGGCAGUGCUACGAGAUCAAGUGCGUGAACGACGACCAGUGGUGCAAGCCGGGGAACCCUUCCCUGUUCAUCACCGGCACCAACCUCUGCCCUCCCAACCCUUCCCUCCCCAACGACAAUGGCGGUUGGUGCAACCAUCCCCGUGAACAUUUCGAUCUGUCCAUGCCUGCGUUUGCCACCAUUGCAGAAUUCAAGGCCGGCAUCAUCCCUAUCGCAUACCGCAGGGUUCCAUGCAAGAGACAAGGGGGGAUCAAAUUUACCAUAAACGGCCACCAAUACUUCACCCUGGUCCUCGUUUGGAACGUCGCCGGCGCCGGCGACGUCACCAGUGUGAAGAUCAAAGGAGACAAGACGGGGUGGACGAACAUGAAGAAGAACUGGGGCCAGAACUGGGAAACUGAUGUCGAUUUCACCGGUCAGUCCCUCAGUUUCAGGGUCACUACCAGCGACAGCAGGACCUCAACCUCCUGGCACGUUGUUCCUCGAGACUGGCAGUAUGGCCAAACCUUUGAAGGCAAGAAUUUUAACUCCUGAUUCUGGCCGGAAAUCAAUGUCUGCCAUAUUAGCUCUCUCUCUCUCUCUCUGUGUGUGUGUGAAAUCAGCCUAGGGUGUCAUAGUUGGCUCCUUUUGUAGGAAGACAUGUAUUAACGUGAAUGAGAACACAGAAAGUUUUG